Messenger RNA from Zingiber officinale, 594 nucleotides. Its product is annotated as E3 ubiquitin-protein ligase MPSR1-like. The transcript has a single exon. The coding region runs from base 1 to 594 and encodes 197 amino acids. Lineage: Eukaryota; Viridiplantae; Streptophyta; Magnoliopsida; Zingiberales; Zingiberaceae. Gene Ontology annotation, biological process: protein ubiquitination. Gene Ontology annotation, cellular component: cytoplasm. The record is from RefSeq and is a predicted model, not a curated record. Gene Ontology annotation, molecular function: ubiquitin protein ligase activity.
AUGGCGGCGGAAGCGGAGAGCGUGCGCCUGGAGGAGAUUGUGAGGAGGGGGAUCGCAUUUUUCCCUUUCUUCUUCGACGUGGUUGGCACGGACGACGCGGCGUCGGAGCUGGAGCGGCUCGUGAUCUUCAAUCCGCUCAGCCGGAGGGUGGUCGUCCUCCAGAGCGAUCCAGGGAUCAUACACAGCCUGAUGUCUUCCGAUCCGGAGGCUGGCGGGCCGCCGCCGGCCUCCGAGGCGUCGAUCGAGGCCCUUAGGGUUGUGGACCCGGUGGAGAUUGGUGCCGAGGAGGAAUGCCCCGUGUGCUUGGAAUGGAUGCGGGGACACGAGGCUGCGUACGAGGAGGAGGUGGUGAGGGAGAUGCCGUGCGGGCAUCGUUUCCACGGCCGGUGCAUCGAGAAGUGGCUGGGGAUGCGGGGAUCGUGCCCGCUGUGCAGGUAUCAGAUGCCAGCGGCGGAAGAGGAGCCGAAGAAGGUUGGAGGAGAAGAGAGCACGAGGAGUAGAGAGGUGUUCGUGACCAUAACUUUUGGGAGAAUGGAAGGAGAAGAAGUUAGUCAACAGCAGCAACAAGAGGAAGGACAGAGGGAAGCCCAAUGA